UUUUCUAAAAAUACAUUUUUUGGACCUUAUACUGGUGAACGACAUCGAUCAACUGAACGAGCUAAUCAAUCUGGUUAUGCAUGGACUAUCGAAGAUGAUGCUGGAAGUGUUUAUGAUUAUGUAGAUGCUAGUGAUCCACAUCGAAGCAAUUGGCUUAGAUAUGUCAAUUGUCCAAUUGGACAAAAUGAUGAAAAUUUAACAGCAAUUCAGUUUAAUGGUGAAGUUUAUUAUCGAACAUUACGUAAUAUUAAAGCAGGCGAAGAAUUAUUUGUUUAUUAUGGUGAAGAAUAUGCUAAAGCACUUGGACUUGAUGCUUUUGAUCAUUCAAUAGAAAAUCAAACGAUUGUUCAGUCAUUCCUAACUCCACAUUCUAUUGCUUCAUCAAAAACGGAACAAAAACAACAACAAACUACUUCAGCAAAAAAACAAAAAACUAUUAAAAGAGAUACUAUUGGAUAA
This is a messenger RNA of Adineta steineri, 459 nucleotides long. NCBI's taxonomy places the organism in Eukaryota, Metazoa, Rotifera, Eurotatoria, Adinetida, Adinetidae. The record is from the annotation of a GenBank genome assembly.